Torulaspora globosa is the source of this 1680-nucleotide messenger RNA. RefSeq names its product sugar porter family MFS transporter. The transcript has a single exon. The coding region runs from base 1 to 1680 and encodes 559 amino acids. NCBI's taxonomy places the organism in Eukaryota, Fungi, Ascomycota, Saccharomycetes, Saccharomycetales, Saccharomycetaceae. Gene Ontology annotation, cellular component: membrane. The record is from RefSeq and is a predicted model, not a curated record. Gene Ontology annotation, molecular function: carbohydrate:proton symporter activity. Gene Ontology annotation, biological process: transmembrane transport; carbohydrate transport.
AUGAAAGGCAUUAAAAUCAAAAACAUAUUCGCAAAGGUCGAAGACCGGCCCACGCCGUCUCAAGUUUACAAUUGGAGGAUAUACUUUACCGCGAUGCUGGCAUCGACGGCUUCUAUCCUCAUCGGUUAUGAUAGUGGGUUCAUUGGUGGUACGGUGGCCAACCCACACUUUCUACCAAACUUCGGCGUGAAGCCAAACACCACCGAGGCAGACAACACUACUGCUAACGUGAUUUCAUGCUUCCAUGCAGCCGCAUUUUUUGGAGCCCUUCUGGGCUAUCCAUUAGCGCACUACUGGGGCCGCCGCAAGGGGCUGAUAGUGUUUUCUGCCAUCGGUGCCAUUGGCGCAGCUGUGAUGAUAGCAGCGAUACAAGGCAGUCUCGCCCCUAUGUAUAUUGGCCGUGUGCUCACCGGUUUGACCGUUGGGGCCUCGACAAACUUGACAGUCGUUUACUUGAGUGAGGUUUCUCCCUCGCCUAUUCGUGGACAGAUCGUUGCACUUUAUGAGCUUGGAUGGAGAGUCGGAGAUCUGGUUGGAUUCUGGAUCAACUAUGGUGUCGUUGAACACGUUCCACCGGGCAACAAACAGUGGCUAAUUCCACUAGCUGUUCAAUUGAUUCCAGCCGCGUUGUUUUUCGUUGCUUCUCUCAUAAUGGUUGAAUCGCCUCGUUGGUUAUUCCAGGUCGGACGUGACUCGGAAGCUAUUAAGAAUCUAACGUGGCUCAGGAAUCUGCCUGUGGACUCAGAAUACGUCGAAUGGGAAAUCAAUUCUAUCAAAGAAUCGAUCGAUUACCAAAACAAAACCGUCGGAACAGGAAUUCUAGAUCCCGCAAAGGAAGUUUUUAUCAGAAACACUAAGUACUUCAAGCGGUUGGGAAUCACAUGCUGCUUGUUUUUAUUCCAAAACUUCAUGGGUAUUCAGGCUUUAAACUAUUACAGUGUGCCAUUGUUUAAGAGCUUGGGUGUCAAGGGAACUAAUGCCAGUCUUUUCUCGUCCGGUUUGUUUGGUGUUUGCAAGUUCAUCUGCACCUUCAUUUACAUUUUCUUAAUAGUGGACUGUUUUGGAAGACGUAUCGCAUUCUUGGUGUCUUCCUCCUUUUGUACCGUCUUCUUCUGGUAUAUUGGCGCCUAUUUGAAAGUCGUGGACCCCACAAAGCCUGGUGUUGACCCUGGACCGGGAGGAAAGGCAGCUAUCGCGAUGAUGUACCUCUGGACUUGCUCUUUUAUUUUGGCAUGGUCUGGUGGACCAUUCGUGUGGGCGGCUGAAGUUUACGAGCAAAACAUCAGAGUUUUCACUCAGAGUCUCAACGCUGCUGUAUCAUGGGUACCAAUUUUUAUUAUGACCAGAUUAACAACCAACAUGGUGAAGUCAAUGCGCUACGGUAUUUUCUUCUUCUUUGCCUGUAUUGCCCUUCUGUCAAUUCCAUUUGUCUUCUUCUUCGUUCCUGAAACUAAAGGUAUACCAUUGGAAGAGAUCGACAAGCUCUUUCACAAAGGAAUUCCAGCUCGCAGGGCGCACGCUAUUGUAAGUAAAGAGCUUAUGGCUAUCAAUAAUAGCAAGAUCGAUGACUCCGAAGGAUCAAGGUUCGACUUGGAGGACAAUCCGAAGAAAGGCGAAGAGCUUUUUAUCGAGAAUGCUAGUGGUUCUACAGAAGAUGAGAGAAGCCGCACUUCGACUUAG